AGCAGAGAGAGAGUGUGUGUGUGUGUGUUCAGCCUCAGACGGUGAGGAAACAUGGAGACGAACGGGCGCGCGGAGGAACUGACCGGAAACAGCGACCAGCUGAUCUUCUUCGUCAACGGCAAGAAGGUCGUGGAGAAGAAUGCUGACCCUGAGAUGACACUGCUGACUUAUCUGAGGAGAAAAUUGGGUCUCACAGGAACAAAGCUGGGCUGUGCUGAGGGCGGCUGUGGAGCCUGUACCGUCAUGCUGUCCCGAUACGACACACACACACAGCAGCUUCUUCAUUACUCGGCCAACGCCUGCCUCGCUCCGCUCUGCUCCCUCCACCUGGUUGCCGUGACGACCGUGGAGGGAAUCGGCAGUGUGGCCCGGAAACUGCACCCAGUACAGGAGCGCAUAGCGAAGGCUCACGGCUCUCAGUGUGGGUUCUGCACGCCGGGCAUCGUCAUGUCGAUGUACGCUCUGCUGCGCCGCAACGCCACGCCCAGCAUGGCCGACGUGGAGGAGGCCUUCCAGGGGAAUCUGUGUCGCUGCACCGGCUACCGGCCCAUUCUGGAGGGAUACAGGACCCUGACUGUGGACGGCGGUUGCUGCGGCGGGAAAGGGAAGAAGGGCGGCUGCUGUUUGGCCAAUGGGAGCGCAGCGAGCGAACACAAACAGGAAGAGGAAGCCCUGCCCCUCUUUGAUACAGCAGAGUUUGCACCCUUGGAUCCAACACAGGAAGUCAUCUUCCCCCCCGAGCUGAUGUCUCUCUGCAGGGGUCAGAGGUCGCGCUCGCUGCGUUUCCGUAGCGACCGGGUGCUGUGGCUGCAGCCGGCGACGUUGAAAGAGUUCCUGCACCUGAAGGCCGAGCACCCGCAGGCCAAGGUGCUGGUGGGAAACACUGAAGUGGGUAUUGAGGUGAAGUUCAAGAAUAUGCACUACCCCGUCAUCCUUUCUCCGACCUUCAUCCCUGAACUGCACAGUGUGAAGCACACUGAGGAAGGCAUUGUGUUUGGCGCGGCGUGCUCGCUCACUCAGAUGGGGGCGGAGCUCCAGCGGGCGGUGGCCGCUCUUCCUCCUCACCAGACCGAAGUCUUCCUCGCCGUCCUGCAGCAGCUGCGCUGGUUCGCCGGGCAGCAGAUCCGCAACGUCGCGGCUGUGGGAGGAAACAUCAUGACUGCCAGUCCAAUAUCAGACCUCAACCCCGUGUUCAUGGCAGCCGGCUGCAAACUCACACUCAUGGACAAAGACGGCAGUCGUGUGGUUCAGAUGGACGACAGGUUCUUCUCGGGCUACAGGAGGACUCUGGCCCGUCCGGAGGAGGUUCUGCUGUCCGUCGAGGUUCCCUUCAGUCAGAAGGAUCAGUACGUGUUGGCCUUCAAGCAGUCGCCUCGCCGGGACGAUGACAUCAGCAUCGUCACCGCGGCGAUGAGCAUCACCUUUGUUGCCGGGACGACUGUUGUCAAGGACCUGAAGCUUAGUUACGGAGGGAUGGCGGUGACCACGGUGAUGGCUAAGAAAACGGCUAACAUGCUGCUGGGCAGGCAGUGGGGGGAGGAGCUUCUGCAGGAGGCUUGCUGCUCAUUGGCCGAGGAGUUGACCCUUGACCCCUCGGCGCCGGGCGGCAUGGUGACGUACCGGCGAACUCUGAGCCUCAGCCUCUUCUACAAGUUCUACCUGAGCGUCCUGCAGAGGCUGCACACCCAGGGUGUGUGUGUGCAGGGAGUCCCGUCUGACUGUCUCAGCGCCACGGAGGUUUACGAAGCCGAGACUCCGUCCAGCGUCCAGGUCUACCAGGCGGUGCCGGAGGGGCAGAGCCAGGACGACGUGGUGGGCCGUCCCAUGAUGCACCUGUCGGCCCUGAAGCAGGCGACGGGCGAGGCGGUGUACUGCGACGACAUGCCGCUGUUCGAGAACGAGCUUUACCUGGCGCUGGUGACCAGCAGCAAGGCUCACGCUCGCAUCCUGUCUAUAGAUGCGUCGGAGGCGGAGCGAAUGCCCGGCGUCGUCAGCUGUGUUUUUGCCGCCGACAUUCCUGGGAGCAACGCGACCGGCCCCGCCGUUUACGACGAGACCGUCCUCGCCGACGGCACGGUCACCUAUGUAGGUCACAUCAUCGGGGCGGUGGUCGCCGACACGCAGCUUCACGCCCAGAGAGCCGCCAAGGCCGUCAAGAUCCAGUACGAAGAGCUGGAGCCCAUCAUCACCAUCCAGGAAGCCAUCGCCGCCCAGUCCUUCUACCAGCCAAUCAGAACCAUCCAGAGGGGCAACCUGGAGGCGGGGUUUAAACAGGCCGACCACGUCCUGGAGGGUGAGAUGCACAUUGGCGGUCAGGAGCAUUUCUACCUGGAGACCCACACCACGCUGGCCGUCCCGCGAGGAGAGGACGGGGAGAUGGAGCUGUUCGUCUCCACGCAGGCUCCCACCAAAACACAGGUGCUGGCGGCCCGGGCGCUGGGCGUCCCGGACAGCAGGGUGCUGGUCCGGGUCAGGAGGCUGGGCGGAGGAUUCGGGGGCAAAGAGAGCCGCUCCACCAUGCUGUCCACUGUGGUGGCUGUGGCUGCCCACAAGCUGAAGCGGCCUGUCAGGUGCAUGCUGGACAGGGACGAGGACAUGUUGAUCACAGGAGGACGUCACCCGUUCUACGGAAAAUACAAGGUGGGCUUCCUGCGCAGCGGCCGGGUCGUGGCUCUGGACGUGUCGUACUUCAGCAACGCAGGAAACUCCCUGGACCUGUCGCUGCCCGUGAUGGAGCGCGCUCUGUUCCACAUGGAGAACUCGUACAGCGUGGCCAACGUGCGCGGCCGCGGCUUCGUGUGCCGCACCAACCUGGCGUCCAACACCGCCUUCAGGGGCUUCGGCGGGCCGCAAGGCAUGAUGGUCGCUGAGAGCUGGGUGACCGACGUGGCCCAGAGCCUGAAGCUGCCGCCCGACCAGGUGCGGCGCCUCAACCUGUACCAGGAGGGCGACGCCACGCCCUUCAACCAGCGGCUGGAGCAGUUCACCCUGGACCGCUGCUGGGACGAGUGUCUGUCCCGCUCGCAGUACCAGCAGCGCCGGGACGCCGUGCAGCUCUACAACAGGCAGAACCGCUGGACCAAGAGGGGCGUGGCCGUCGUGCCCACCAAGUUCGGCAUCAGCUUCACCGCCGUCUUCCUCAACCAGGCGGGGGCUCUGGUUCAUAUCUACACAGACGGCUCAGUGCUGCUGACUCACGGAGGGACGGAGAUGGGACAGGGGCUGCACACCAAGAUGGUCCAGGUUGCCAGCAGGGUUCUGGGUGUUUCCCCCUCAAAGAUCCACAUCUCGGAGACGAGCACCAACACGGUGCCGAACACGAGUCCGACCGCCGCCUCGGCCUCGUCUGACCUGAACGGAGCCGCCGUGCAGAACGCCUGUGAGAUGCUGGUGAAGCGUCUGGAGCCCUACAGGACCAAGAACCCCAAAGGAUCAUGGGAGGACUGGGUGAAGGCGGCGUACUUCGACCGAGUCCACCUGAGCGCCAACGGCUUCUACAGGACUCCGGGUCUCGGCUACGACUUUGAGUCAAACUCAGGAAACCCGUUCCACUACUUCACCUACGGCGUGGCGUGUUCUGAGGUGGAGGUGGACUGUCUGACCGGCAGCCACAAGAACCUCAGCACCACCAUCGUGAUGGACGUCGGCCACAGCCUCAACCCGGCCAUCGACAUCGGACAGGUGGAGGGGGCGUACCUGCAGGGUCUGGGCCUCUUCACGCUGGAGGAGCUGCGCUUCUCUCCGCGGGGCGUCCUGCUGACCCGCGGCCCCGGCUCCUACAAGAUCCCGGCUUUCGGCGACAUCCCGGCCCGGCUGACGGUGUCGCUGCUGCGGGACGCCCCCAACCAGAGGGCCAUCUUCGCCUCCAAGGCGGUGGGCGAGCCUCCUCUCUUCCUGGCGGCGUCUUCUUUCUACGCCAUCAAAGACGCCAUUGCUGCCGCCCGGGAGGAGGCGGGGCUUCACGGCCCCUUCAGGCUGGAUAGCCCCGCCUCCUGCGAGAGGAUCCGUAACGCCUGCGCCGACCGCUUCACCAAGCUGUGCCCCCCUGCAGAGCCCGGUACCUUCACCCCCUGGGAUGUCCAAGUCUAGCUCGCUUGGCCAGAGAGAGAGAGGGAGGUUCCUCUGAACGCUGCAGAAGCACAACGUCACUGUUCCAUCACCCGUCAGACGAUCCACACAGAACCUUCUGUUCUGUUCUGUCCUGUUUUGUUCUGUUUUGUUUUGUUUUGUUGUUGUUUUGUUCUGUUUUGUUUUGUUUUGUUGUUUUGUUGUUUUGUUGUUCUGUUGUACAGGAUCCAGCAGAGGUCAUGUCGAGGUCACAUGGUAACAGUUUUCAGGUUUUAAACAAACAGCGAGACAGAAACAAUAUUUUAGAGAACAGAGUCAGCUGAUCAGUCACAUGUCAGUUCAGCAGGAUGUCAAUAAACCAUAAACUGUAUUUCAGCCGCAUGUUGACGCUCUGCUGGCCGUGCUGCACAGGACACGCCCCCAGGGUUAGGGUCAGGGCUCUGAUUGGCUGAAGGCUUUUGAUGUCAGGCCUUUCUUGGCCAACACAUUUUACGACCAAUCACAGCGCUGGUGGGCGUGUCUUGCCCAGAACUCCGGUGGGAUCCAUAAAGACAUGUUGUUGGAAUACAGGUUAUGGUUUGUUUAUAUUUUACUUGCUGAUUUAACACCUAUUACUGUAUUGUAACUCCAAAAAAAGAAGAAAACAACAAAAAACAAAAAAAAAACAACUUUACUUUAAACUUUACUGUGGUCUCGCCUCUGAUCACGUUUCCAUGGUAACUGACUGAUGGAGUCCAUAAAAGCUUGUGGGUGUUGUUGAACUCAGGAAUGAGACCCGGCUCCUUCCAGCUGUAACGCAGCUAACCCUCACCAAUAAUCACAACCCAUUAAAAAUCAAUGGGAGGCUCAGAUCAGCUGAGAUCACACAAACUGCAUGUUCACAUCAGUGUCAUCAAAGAAAUAUCAAAGAAAUGAUUUGCUGUAACUCUGAAGAUG
Molecule: messenger RNA, 5004 nt
Organism: Myripristis murdjan (pinecone soldierfish)
Lineage: Eukaryota; Metazoa; Chordata; Actinopteri; Holocentriformes; Holocentridae
Gene: xdh
Product: xanthine dehydrogenase
Exons: 36
Coding region: 52-4089 (1345 amino acids)
Molecular function (GO): molybdenum ion binding; molybdopterin cofactor binding; 2 iron, 2 sulfur cluster binding
Source: RefSeq, a predicted model, not a curated record